Molecule: messenger RNA, 2838 nt
Organism: Symbiodinium natans
Lineage: Eukaryota; Dinophyceae; Suessiales; Symbiodiniaceae
Source: the annotation of a GenBank genome assembly
AUGGCGAUGGAGAAAGCAACAGCUCUCCUGAAGGCCUUGCCUUCUGCCAAGGUGUGCACCUCGAUGAGCGCCGCGGUGAGUGCCGCCAAUGCAUCUGAGGAUGUCAAGUGCUGGGCAGUUCUCCAGCUUGGCAAGUCAAGUCUGUCCGAGGUCCAGACCGCACUCCAGCAAGGAUCGAAGCAGCUGGCCGUGCUUUUGGUGGCCACGCAGAAGCCCGUUUCUCAGCUGGAGGUGCUUCGGGCCAUGGAGUACGGCGGCGUCUAUGUGGCUGCUGGGGAGCUGGAAAACUCAGGUGACAUCUUGAAGGAGGCUGCUGGCUACAGUGAGGGGCCCGCCUUCGUGCUCCUCGCUGCAGCAGAAGCCAUCAAGGGUGAUGAGAACUGGACAUCGUUCAGGUACGAUCCCUGCAAGGAAGACAAAGGAUUGCCGGCCUUCUCUACAGACAGCACUCGCGUGCGUCAAGAGAUUCAGGGUUUCCUCUCAAGGGAGAGUCUGCUGACGCUGAUUGCGAAGAAGUCGCUGCCAUCCGCUGUGGCCGCUGACAGUGGCGAUGCUGCUGCCCUCAGCGAAGGCCUUGCUGCGGCCUCCAAGACUGUGACCAUCCUCUACUCGUCUGACACCGGCCAUGCCGAAGAAUGCGCCAAGGCAGUAGCGCGCCAAUGCCGAAAUGGUGGCUACGCAAGCAGCGCUGUCCGCUGUGGCACCAUGGAUUCGUUCGACGUGGGCGCGCUCGCAUCAGAGCCGCUGGUGGUCUUCUGCGUGGCUACAGCCGGCAAGGGUGAAUUCUGCGGAAAUGGCCGCAACCUGUUCGCCAAGCUUCAGGAGCGAAGCGAUCUGUCUCUCAGCGAUCUCAAGUACUGCAUCUUUGGUCUCGGUGACUCGCACUACUGGGGCAAGGGCACGGAGGAGUCAAAGUUCAACUUUGCUAAGCCAGCACGUGACCUGGACGACUUGCUCGAGAAGAUGGGGGCCCAGCGCAUGAUGCCGACGGGCUUUGGUGACGACCAGGACACUGACCAGUAUCACACUGGCUUCGCUGAGUGGAAGGGCCAACUCUUCUCCCGACUCGGCGUGGACAAGGCCGAUGCUGCCGGUGGCGGUGAUGAUGGCCCGGUGAAGACCGACGAGCAGAUCAAGGUGGAGACCAAGCAGCUGCGCGGCAGCAUGAAGGAGAGCCUGGAUGACAUCACCACCGGUCAGAUUCCAUUCCAGGACACCAAACUGAUCAAGUCUCAUGGCAGCUACCAGCAGGAUGACCGUGAUCUUCGUGAAGAACGGCAGAAGAUGGGCGUCGAAAACGCCUUUUCCUUCAUGAUCCGUGUGCGUCUUCCAGGAGGCUUCUGCACUGCCGAGCAGUGGAUUGCCAUGGAUGACAUCUGCCAGAACUUCGCCAAUGGCACUUUGAAGAUCACCACGCGACAGACCUGGCAGGUCCACGGGGUCUUGAAGCGCAACGUGAAGGCCACGAUGCGCGCCAUGAACAAGGCCUGCAUGGACACUUUGGCUGCUUGCGGCGAUGUUUGCCGCAACGUGCUGUGCACGUCCCGUCCGGACGUCUGCUCUAAGGAGCUGCACGCAGAGAUCUUGCACUACACCUACGAGAUCCACGAUCACUGCCUGCCUCGGUCUGGUGCCUACCACGAGAUCUUCCUCAUGCAAGGUGACGAGAUGGCCGAGAAGAUCCAGAUCAUGGGCUCCACUCCGGUCGAGGAGGAGCCUCUCUAUGGCCUCACCUACCUGCCGCGAAAGUUCAAGGUAGCCGUGGCAAUUCCUCCCAGCAAUGAUGUGGACCUCUUCGCGCACUGCGCAGGCUUCAUUGCCAUCAUCCAAAAUGGCAAACUGCUAGGCUUCAACGUUACCGUGGGUGGCGGCCUUGGCUUCACCCACAACAACCAGAAGACCCAUCCUCGACUUGCAGAUGUGAUCGGUUUCUGCAAGCCUGGUGAUGCGAAGUACGUGUGCGAGUGCAUCCUGACCGUUGCCCGCGACUUCGGUGACCGUACGGGCCGAAAGCAUGCGCGUGUGAAGUACACAGUGGAAGACUACGGUGCGGAGUGGUUCAAGGAGCAGGUCGAGGACCGCCUUGGCUUCAAGCUGGAGCCUGCGAAGCCAUACAAGAUUGAGCAUCGCGGUGACCUUCACGGCUGGGUCAAGGCCAGCGAUGGCACCUGGAGCUGCGGUCUGCUGAUCCCCAUCGGCCGUGUCAAGGAGAGCAGCCGCGUUUGCCUGCGCAAGAUUGCCGAAGAGUUGAAGGGUAAGGAGAAGGGUGGUUUCCGCAUGACGUGCAACCAGUCCCUCGUUCUGGAAAACAUCUCCGAGGCCAAGAGACCUAUUAUCCAAAAGCUUCUGGACGAGUACAAGGUGAUGCACAGCAAGGAAACCACCGUCAGCGGUUUGCGCCGCAACAUGGUUGCCUGUGUCGCCCUGCCCACUUGCCCGCUGGCGUUCGCCGAGGCUGAACGAUACUUGCCAACUCUCGUGGAGCGCUUGGAGGCGGUGACCGAUGCUGUCGGCUUGGGCCAGGAGGACAUUGUCAUCCGUAUGACUGGCUGCCCGAAUUCCUGCGGCAGGCCUUCGAUGGCCGAGAUUGGGUUCAUUGGCAAGGCUCCUGGCACCUACAACAUGUACCUAGGUGCCGACUUUGUGGGCCAGCGCUUGAACACUCUUUUCGCAGAGUCUGUCAACGAGGACCAGAUCAUCCAGAUCCUUACCCCCAUUUUUGGCCGUUUUGCCAAGGAGCGAGAGAAGAGCGAGAAGUUUGGUGACUUCCUCAUCCGCAAGCAGAUCGUCAAGCCGAUGAACAAUGGCCGUGACUGGUGGACAACUCCGGAGGUCUGA